CUCCUCCACCUCCUCCUCCUCCACCUCCUCCUCCUCCUCCUCCUCACACCUUUUGGUCAGAAGAGGAAGAGGAAGCCCAGCCCAGGGAGAGACGCUGAGAGGAUGAAACUCUGACACGCCGACAGACCACAGGGAAACAAGAGCACAACUAUAAUUGCUAGAAGGCAGCGCCCAGGAAGGUCAGCCAAGAAUCCCGCCGUAGGUGCCAAAGUGAAAUCUACAGGACUACAAUUACUUGGACAGACUGAGGCGGCAGAGCAAAGUGAAUGACAGAAACUGAUUGGCAUAGUGUGGCAUUGGCAUUGGACUUCACUCUGAGCACCAGCAACAAGUGAUUUCUCCUCUUCUCAACACCUCCAGCCUCUGACAGGUUGUAUCUGACGGAGGGACCGGUGCCGCGCUCCCAUCCCCGCGCUCCUUCAACAACAACACUUGUUCGUCAGCACCUGUGGCAGCAGCAGCUAGUCGAGUGACUCAGCUUCAGCCCGACCGGCUUUACCUGUACAUGGAGACCCCCAGCUGGGCAGGAAACACGUUGUGUAAGUCAGGAAGCAUUGCUGUCUUCGGGAACGUGGUGUACAGCGGACUGCUGAACGAUCACCUCUGGCAUUUGGGAGUGCCCCUCUUUACAAGACUGGGUAACCAAGAGGCCACCAACCCCCCAGAAGCGAUGGCCCAGCCGUACACCCCAGCCCAGUACCCACCUCCCCCACAGAAUGGCAUCCCCGCAGAGUUUGCGGCACCGCACCCGCUCCCAACGCAGGACUACACCGGGCAGAGCCGGGUUCCUGAGCACGCCAUGACCCUCUACACGCCCACACAGACGCACAGCGAGCCGGCCGGCACUGACAACAGCACGCCUGCCAUCACCGCCACCACGACCGCACCGGUCAGUGUCCUUCAUCAUCUGCAAACACUGUUCUCAACACGCUGUCAGCAAACAGAUGAUGUGACGCAAACAGAGGGCUCUCAGCAGCUCCAGCUCCAGCACUCAGACUCUUCAGAGAAGCAGCAGCCCAAAAGGUUACAUGUCUCCAACAUUCCCUUCCGCUUCCGGGACCCUGACCUAAGGCAAAUGUUUGGGCAAUUUGGAAAGAUUUUAGAUGUGGAGAUUAUCUUUAAUGAGCGAGGAUCCAAGGGCUUUGGGUUUGUAACUUUUGAAACAAGCACAGAUGCUGAUCGUGCACGGGAGAAACUAAACGGUACAAUCGUAGAGGGACGCAAAAUAGAGGUGAACAAUGCAACAGCACGAGUGAUGACAAACAAAAAAGUGGCCAACCCUUACACGAAUGGCUGGAAGCUGAACCCAGUGGUGGGAGCUGUCUAUGGUCCUGAACUGUAUGCUGUAACAGGGUUUCCCUACCCUGCCACAGGCGCUACGGUGGCCUAUAGGGGUGCCCACUUGCGAGGUCGGGGGAGGGCUGUGUACAACACGUUCCGCACAGCUCCGCCGCCACCACCAAUCCCAGCUUACGGAGCGGUGGUGUACCAAGAUGGCUUCUAUGGUGCAGAGAUCUACGGUGGCUAUGCAGCAUACAGAUUUGCCCAGCCCACCACCACCGCUGCUUACAGUGACAGCUAUGGCAGAGUCUAUGCAACAGCAGACCCCUACCACCACACGAUUGGCCCUGCUGCCACAUACAGUGUGGGGACUAUGGCUAGCCUAUACAGAGGAGGGUACAGUCGCUUCACUCCCUACUAAAAGAAAGAAAAAAAGCGAGAAAAGACAGAGACAUUACCCCAACAAACAAACAAAAAAAACUAUCUUAAAUAAAAGAGAGAAAAAGACAAACACAAAACAAGCAAACGCCCGGUCCUUGGUGGAGAGCUAAAUCAAACUAAAAGCUUCCAGGUCCCCAUGCUGAGCCCCUCCCCUGACACCCUCUCAAGCCGAUAUUUCUACAACAACCUAUUUGAUGUCAUCAUUGGUCUGCUCUUGUUUUGUAUUCAUUUUGUGCUUUUGGUUUUCUUUUGGAAAGUUUUAUGCACAUGUGCAUUACCUUGAUUGCUGUAUAUGGGUGCUGUGUCACCAUAACCAAUGUGAGCCUACUGCAGCACGCAUGAUGCAUGCUCAGAGGUGUGUGUAUGCAGCCGCCGUCAUCUGACUAAGAAUAUACUGGGGCAUUUUUUUUAAUAAUAUAUACAUGACAAACAGGAGACAUACCAGGUCUGAUCAGGUUGACGCCGAUCACUGAUCCAUUCCAAUUAUUUUUCUAACUUUCCAUUUAACACGCAGGAAUAAAGAGCUCAGUCCACACGCUGAGUAACAUGCCUCGGUGAUUCUUAGUUCAAAGACGGCACUGCUCUGAUUGCUUUUGUUUUGGUUUUCUUUAAACGUUGGAGUGUCCUACUGUUGUGCACUUGCAGUGGAGCCUUACAAGCUGUACUAUGUGGUAUGACAGCAUGCAAAGUAAAGGGUCAUUAAGGUCAGAUUUCUGUCUUGGACUCACAAUGCUCACACUCUGGCCAAGUCUCCUGCAAGCUGCUGGAUGUUUAUAUGCAACUAUUCUGCACAGGCAGUUAUGUUUUAGGGCGACAGGUAAAGUUAGCUGGGUUGUGUUCAGGGACAAAGUCCUGUGGCGUUUCAUACAAGUACAACCAAAGGUAAAUAGGGAGGGGGGGUGUUAGGCUUUUCCCACCAGCAUCCUGGAUUUGCAUCGCUUCUCAUGGUAGCAGUGACAUUUUUAAAACUUCACAGGGCCAACUGCAAGUAAACACAGACCAAAUGAACCGUGUGCUUUUAGCUGCCUAAAAUGACUUUACUCUGAGGGGUAGCUGUCUUUCAUUACACCCUGCUUAGUAAACGGCCUUUUAACACACUUGCAGAAAAUUUGUAAAAAAAAUAAAAUAAAAAUUCCACACUUUAUAGGGUUCCUCCUGAAAUCACAGAAGACAUUAUGCAAGUUGUUUUUCACAGGCUGAAUAGCUCUCUUAAUGAUUCAACUCAACUCCAUGUUUAAAAUUGGCAGAGUGCCCCUUUUUAAGUAGGCAUUUCUAAAAGUUGGCACAGAAUGUUUUGCAGUUUGUCAGAUUAGAGUUCUGUCUGAAAUGUUGACCUUACUUAUAACGUUCAGGUUUUUUUGUGUUAGUAGCUGUGUGUCGACUCAGUUCUGUGGUUUUAUAGCUAUAUCAGAAUGUUGUUCUUGGCUGCAACAACAGGAGCAAUAAUAUAAUGCAGUCCUUUGAAACAUCACGACAAAUUACAAUUUCAGUACAGACUGUAGCUUGUAAAUAGGAUUUAUUACAAGACUGUUGGGCUGGUUUGGUGCAAUUAGUUGAUUGUAAGGAAAGUGACAAUUUUGAUAAUUAAUCACCGAAAAUGACCAAAAGUUACUAAUUUGAGUUUUUCUUUGUUUUAUUGUUUAUCAGAUCUUUUUGUUUUUUGAUUGUCAGCUGAACAAAAAAGCAGUUUGAAGUCCUCCUGAUGGCCACUCUGAGACAUUUUUGGACACAUUUAACAGACUAACUGGGUAAUCAGUGAAACAGUUUCUAUUUGUCUGCAGUGUUUGUUUCCCUAAAAUCUAAUUGCUAAAUAGUUGCAUAUGAACUCAAUUUGCAGAAGACACGGCUGCACAUUACCACUAACACACCACGGCAGAUUAACUGUACACAAGGUGCACUAUGACAUCAAACAGUUUCCACAUAAACUCACAAACACACACACUCAGUAAUGACACAGCACCAAGGUGGGUGAACCCGACAGAGGGCUGUUCCGCUACGUGUCACCGGUCUCUUUUUUAAGCAUUGCACAAAAUGUUUUACCUCAGGAUAAGCUAACUGAAACUCACAAACUAGAAUACAGUGCUAUUCACUUCUCAGCAGGCAGGAUAGUUUCAUUUCUAACACAACCAGCAGGUUUGUCCUCUUUGCAACACAGCUUUCUACAAGAGAUGAUUUUUGUUGAAGCAGAGACCCCGAGAGAGGAUGAUAAAAUAAGACUGUACUGUUCUUUAUUAAAGCUACUGUAUUAUAUAUAUAGACAUAUACUGUAUAACUAAUUUUACACUGCAUACACACACAAGUACAGUUAGAUAUUAUAUAAAAGCACCCAGGAGUUAGGAGACAUGAUGUAAAUGUGUGUAGAGUGCAGCAGUGCUCGCCUCUUAGUCGACAUACAGUGGUUGCAUUGGCUUCUAUUACAACUUUGUGCUACGUGAGGUGGAUUGAAAAAGAAAAUCUCUGUGUAGCUGUUAGCUGUCAAGAUUUCAGUGCAGCUAUGGAAAUACAACUCAAAGCUAUUGCCAAUAGUAUUUAAUUUAUAUGUACUCACAAAAGUGUUUGUGGUCUCAAAAAAAAAACAACCUCUUGUUUGUUGCACUUUAUUUGUUUUCUGCUUUUUCAAAACUUUACGAGAUGUAACAUAUUUAUAAAAGUAUCAUAUACAGCUAGUUAUGUUUAGUCAAGAUGUUAAAAUGAUAUAGAGUAAUGUUGUAUAUCAAAAAAAAAAAGAAAAUUAACCCAUUAUCUCAGUCAAAGAAAAUCUUUAUGUGGGUAAACAAACAUCGUUCUUCCUUUUAUAUGCUAGUACGUACGCAACAUUUGGGGUUUUUAUAUGAGUCAAGAUGAACUUUGAAUAUUAUUUUUACCAUUUUCAAACAGGAGAACUGGUUUGUGCAUUUGUAGGAGUUUCUCGUAUAAACUCUGCACCAGAGUACAUGUGUGGGUGUUCAGUUAGUGACCACUAUUAGAAAGCUAGACUGGAACAAAAUAGAUUUUUUGGUUUUCUGAUCUGAAUGUGUGUGCCUAUGUGCUAUAUAUAAAUAUAUAUGCAUUAGAAUGUGUGUGUGUGUGUGUGUGUGUUCGGGAGGAGAAUGAAAGAUGAGGUGAAUGCAGUUUGCUAACGUACUGUAGUUAGCUAACAGAUUUACGUGACUUCACUCUGAGUCCCUGUAAUAACAUCACAGUAACUCUGACCUCAAAGAUAUCAGUUAUAAAUUAAAAUAAUCCAAAUAUUUUGCCAUCUCAUGUACGUCUGUACAGUGCAAUGAGGUCCAACUCAACAUCACCACAAACUGCAAUCUCAAACAUGACGGUAGAAUGUAUCACAGUAUUAGUUAUAUUAUUAGUUUACUGAAAAAAAAAAAUGUUAGUAGAGAUAACUAGAUUAGUCAUCAAGCAUCCAUCAUAUACUUAUUAUAAAUAAAAUAUCUGUUAGUGACAUAAUAUUAAUUACUAGUUUGCACUCUACAGUUUAUAAUUUGUGCUCCAAACAAAAUCAAUUAAUUACAACCACAGAAAAAAAACAAGAUUAUUCCUAUUUAAAAUUAGGAAUAGUUGAUCCAAAUGACUCGUGAUGCAUACUGUUCUACUGGACUUGUUCUUAAAGUAACAGUGUGUAGGAUUGUGUUUAGUGGCAUCUAGUGGUGAGGACUGUAAAUUGCAACCCGCUGAAACUUUUCCCAAGUGCCAAGCAUGAACUCCCAGCUCGGAUUACUUCAGUGUUCAUUGUUCAGAAGGUUUUUACCAGGAGCCAAAUUGCCUUCAGAGGUCUCUUCCCCCAAGACAAAGUGCCCAAGUGAUUUAAACCGGUAAAAACAAUGAAUAAAGCAGUUUCACAUUACAAAUCAGUGCUUCCCUGAUGCUGUUCAGCAUGUCGGAGGUGGGCUGUUAGCCUAGAACCUGCUAAUGUAUGCUCAUUGUUUUUCUCUGACAAUUUAAGAUCUAGACGUUUUCGAAGUUUUAACCUGGUGCCAAAUUAUCCGCAAGGGUUUUGUCCUACCAACACAAAUGGAGUUAAAUCAGUUAAAAUACUGAAUAAAGCAGUUUCACGUUGAAAGUCAGUCCUUUGCAAACACAGUUCGGCUCGCUGCAAAGGGGGUGCUAAAAAUGGGAAUGGUCCUAUCUGGAGCCAGCGUUUGGUUUGUCCAUGCUGGGCUACUGUAGAAACAUGACAGACUCCAUGGACGAGGACCCACUCCCUGUAUAGAUAUAAACGGCUCAUUCUAAGGUCACAAAAAUACGAUGAUUCUUAUUUUUUUGUGUAAUUUUACACUAGAGAAACAUUAUAUUAUAUUAUAUUCCAUUCCUGCCAAUACUGUAUAUCCUCCAAAUCCUACACACUGAACCUUUAAGCCCUUUAAAGUUGUUGGUAUUUGCUUUAAGUAAUUCGGCUGUAUAUUAAAGUAUUAACAUAUUGAAUGUCAACAAUCUCAUCUGCUACUCACAGAUUCUACAGAGUCUGUCAGUAUUUGUCACCUCCUCACUAACCUCCUAAAUCAGACAGUUUACUCCCAGAAAUAAAAAACAGUCGAAACUGCAAUUUAACUGUGCAUCCUGAUGUCAAAAGACCUGUUAGUCAACAGCUCAACGUAAACAGACACAAUAACAUGUUUGUGGAUGCACGUAGUACGUUCUCAUGUCAUGUUAUUACAGGGACAAGUUGGAGUAAUGUCAUGUGCAAUUGCUCCUAUCAGUCUGCACGGGUUUGUCUACAGUUUACAGAAAAAGUUAAAAUUUAGCAUUGUUUAACUGUUUCAGUGUCAGCUUAUCAUGGCUUAAAUGUUAAAGACAAAACAUGUAAAUAACUCUGGUAGUCAGUACUGUAGAGGUCUGAGACGUUUAGUUCUGCUUACAGUAUGUCAAAAGUAAUUUAAAUGUGAAUUUAUAAAAGAAACUAUUUGAUAUAUUUUGGUUUAGUUUGCCUUUGUUGUAUUCCAUAACCAGCUUAAUAUGCAACCAGACCUCUAUUUGAUCCAAACAUUUGUUUGUACUUAUCAAUAGUAGUAUUGAAAUAUGUUUACAUAUCAGCAGAAAAUAUUCUUUAUCCAUAAUUUAUAUUUAAUACAAGUAUUUACUAAGCCCUGAUAAGCUGGCAGGUGCAUUUAUUAGUCCACCUAAAAGAUUUGUACAAAAGAGAACCAAGCAAAAAAGUUACAGUACUUGUAAAUACAUUUAAAUGUAUAUACACACACUAUAUCGCAAUUCUCUGAGUAACUGUUUUAUAUGUAUUCCUAUAUGAAGUGGGGUUAUCUGUGUAUUUUCAAUUCAGCUCAACUUGUUCUUGAAUUGUAUGUAAUUUCUAUAAUGAGAAUAUAUUGUCUGAAAGGUGUAAAGUAAUUUUCUUUUGGAUUCAUUUCAUAGGUACAAGUAUACUAUUAUGACUUUUUUCUUCAUUCAUGAAUUCUUUUUGUUGUCGAUAUGUGACAUAUAAGUAAUCUCUGAUUGUUUUGAGUGUCAGAAUAAAGCAGUUAUAAGAACAUUAUGUCUGCCUUCACACAUGGAUGUUGUUGAUGCUGUUGUUGUAAGAGUUUUCCAUCAUAAUCUGAUUUUGGGUUUGUUUUUUUGUUGUUGGUUUUUUGUAU
Molecule: messenger RNA, 7301 nt
Organism: Epinephelus moara (kelp grouper)
Lineage: Eukaryota; Metazoa; Chordata; Actinopteri; Perciformes; Serranidae
Product: RNA binding protein fox-1 homolog 3-like
Exons: 17
Coding region: 506-1702 (398 amino acids)
Biological process (GO): regulation of alternative mRNA splicing, via spliceosome; nervous system development
Cellular component (GO): cytoplasm; nucleus
Molecular function (GO): mRNA binding
Source: RefSeq, a predicted model, not a curated record